Rhipicephalus sanguineus (brown dog tick) is the source of this 2688-nucleotide messenger RNA. RefSeq lists its product as uncharacterized. The transcript is spliced from 9 exons. The record is from RefSeq and is a predicted model, not a curated record. NCBI's taxonomy places the organism in Eukaryota, Metazoa, Arthropoda, Arachnida, Ixodida, Ixodidae. Bases 156 to 2633 code for a protein of 825 amino acids.
UCCUUCGCGUUUAAGUAUUAUCACUUAACGUAAACUUCACGAGCGUCUUGCUCGGCAAGGCGACUUUUUUUGGCAGUCCUCUUCUUUAGGAUCGACAGGUCAAGUUAUUUCGGCAGGAAGUCGCAACAUCUGAAUUAACUGCGCUCGCGCAUGAGAUGUCGGAUUUAUUUGUUCGAGGCUGCUUCGUCUUUUUCGUGUCACAUCUGUGCAGCGGCAGUCCAUUCGGCGAAGAUGGUGUCUCGAAAGAUCCGCAACGCCUGAACGUCAUGGAAGGCGAGCAGACGUCACUUUCGUGCCCAAUCGACAUGUUACGCGAACCACUGUCCGCCAUCUGGUUCCACGUCAGCGGCAUUGCGUCUGACAGUUCAACCGCAUUGAUCGGCGCGAAGCAGAAAGAGCCGAAGAAAGUUUACGCCCUGGCAGCGCCUGUCUCUACGCAAAGAGUGCUGGCUGCAAGCGUCAGCCUGGUUGACGGAAGCCACUGGAAGCAGCCCCGGUGGAAGCACCGGGCUUUCUUUUCGCUGCUCAGCGACCCACCGGCAUUGCGUCUCAACCGGCUAGAGAGGACCGACACCGGAAGUUACGUGUGCAACGUCACGUAUCGCGACGACAACGCCACCACCGGCGCAGUCACCGUCACCGAAGCCCACUUCGCACUGUUCGUUGCCGUUCCCCAGGAACCACCUGUCAUCAUGGACUCUAGCGGCGUCAUCUUGAACUCAACGGCGGGACCGUACGCGGAGGGCGAUAUAGUGCGGCUGACCUGUGCUGUGCCCGCUGCUGACCACAAGGUGACGCUAACUUGGCGGCGUGACGGCGAACCACUGGACUCGCCACUCGGUACCGUCUCCACACACGGUGGCCAAAGGAUGGCCGUUCUGACGCUGGGCCCUCUGCGCCGCGAGCACUUGCUUUCGAACAUCAGUUGCCUGGCAACAAGCGACGUCACUAUGCCCGUCGAGAGUUGGGUGCUUAUGGACAUGUAUCUGUCUCCUUCGAAGGUUUCUGUGUGGGGCUGGCCUUACGACGAGAAGACGGCCUCAGGCUGGUUCAUGGUAGCUCCAGCUAUGGCUACGGCUACGUCUUCGAGCAGCCCUACGUCUCAGCUAUCGUCUAGGCCGGUUGAUUCGGCAUAUUCAUAUGACCUGGGGCAUUCUGUUUCGUUAUCAGCGGGAAAUUCGCAUUUGGCACCGGACUUCUACGCCCCUCGUAGCUUCGAAUGCGCGGUGACCGGAAGCCGCCCACACGCCAAUGUCACGUGGUUCCUAGACGGCCGCCCAUUGGACAAGCACCUGAGCGUCACUGGUGUAGACGCCAACGCAACCACAAGUGUGCUUCUCCUGCCAGCUUUAAAGCAUGCAGGAAAGCUGCUCGAGUGUCGUGCAACCAACGACCGUCUGCAGCGAGGCCGUGGCAUCUUAAGUCGCUACCUUCCUGUUAACCUCUCCGAUAAACCGGAAGUUAACCUCAAGCUAGGAGCCGGCCUCAAUGCCAGCCAUAUUACUGAGGGCACCGACGUCUACUUGGAGUGCUCAGUCCUGGCAGCGUCCAAGGUCAGUGAGGUAACCUGGCGCCACCAAGGGCACGAUCUCGCACCGGCUCCUGCUGAGGGCAUGCUUAUGACGUCGCGAUACCUGGUGAUCAGGCGCAUCACUCCGAAUCACGCCGGAAGCUACACGUGCAGUAUCAACAAAGCCGAGGGUGACUACAUCGAAAGCGCACCGUUUCAACUCCGUGUUCAAUACUCUCCUAGAUGUGACCAAGAGACAGAGCAAGCGAUUGAGGUGGAAAGAAACGCCACCGUAAACGUCACCUGCGACGUUCGGGCUAACCCUAACCACGGGCUGCGCUAUUUUUGGCUCAUAGAAAACGCCAGCGAAGUUGCAGAUCGAGCGAAGGAAGAACCACAAAAAUUUGAGAGAAAAGACGUACCAAGACCGCAAGUAACGGACUCGAAUCGCCUGGAAAUCAUCGCCAACGCUUCGCUGUUCAACGCUGUCUUGUCGUGCUGGGCCGAGAACUCGGUGGCAGUGCAGAGAAGGCGAUGCAGCUUCAAGUUUCUGGCUAGAGGUGAAGCUUCAUCGUCCGGAAUCACGUGCGUCAUUGGCAACUACACGGCCACGUCGUUUUCACUGGUCUGCUCUACGCCCAUUGGUGAAGGGAACGACUCAACGUCCCGCCAGCACCGGCGAGUAUCAGUGGAGGUGCUAGACUCCGAGAAGCGCAACCGCUCCGAACGCAGCUACUGGAGCGACGAUUGGAGCGCUCCAAUGUUCGUCACUGGACUACGACCUUCUACAGAUUACUUGGUCGUGGUUCGAAUACCUCCCAAGGCCAUCUUCCGGACUUACGUCCGCACGCUCAGUCCAGCCCAGACGCUCAAAGAACGAGAAGAUGCGAAGACGACUACCCAGCAUGUCCAACGUACUCUGGGCAUCGUGCUGGUCAGCGGUGCCCUGCUGGUCGUUUCUGUGGCAUUUGUCGGCGUCUGUUUCGUGCACGUCUACAAGAAGCGCCGGAAGAGGCCACUGCCAGCGAUACGUCACGACAGUGCGAGCAUCAAACCGGGGAGCAGCGAUUCGAUGUACAUUCGUGACGAGGCGUCGUACGUUGCUACAGCGGAACAAUGUUGACAACAGUGACGUGAAACUUGGAAAACCAGGGUUAAAUUUAUUUUCUGCGGCUCGA